Molecule: messenger RNA, 2502 nt
Organism: Dictyostelium discoideum AX4
Lineage: Eukaryota; Evosea; Eumycetozoa; Dictyosteliales; Dictyosteliaceae
Product: WD40 repeat-containing protein
Exons: 2
Coding region: 1-2502 (833 amino acids)
Biological process (GO): ribosomal large subunit biogenesis; rRNA processing; maturation of 5.8S rRNA from tricistronic rRNA transcript (SSU-rRNA, 5.8S rRNA, LSU-rRNA)
Cellular component (GO): preribosome, large subunit precursor; nucleolus; nucleoplasm
Molecular function (GO): ribonucleoprotein complex binding
Source: RefSeq, a predicted model, not a curated record
AUGAAUAAAAGUAAAGUAACUAGUAAAAAAGUUGUUGCCGAAACUAAAGUUGUAAAUAAUAAGAAAUCUGAACCAAUUGCAGUUUCAGAACCAAAGAAAUCAGUUUCAAAACCAACAACAACUGCAACAACCACAGUUUCUAAAUCACCAGUUUCAACAAUUACCACUCAAAUUUUAGGUAAAAGAACUAAAACUCCAGUUGUAAGAGAUGAAGAAAAUGAAGAUGAAAAAUUAGAUUUCGGAAAUAUUGAUUUAAAUAAUUAUAAUAGUGAAGAUGAUGAAGAUUAUGAAAGUGAAGAAGAUGAUGAAGGAGAUGAUGAAGAAGAUGUUGAAUCACAAAAUGGUAGUAUUGUAUAUUCAGAAUCUGAAGAAGAAGAAGAAGGUGGUAUUAAUAAAGCAUUAUUAGAAGCAGAGGAAUCAUUAGUUGAAUAUCAAUCAGAAGAUGAUAGUGGUUCAAUUUCAUCAAAAUCAUCAUCAUCAACAACAACAACAACAACAACAACUAAAAAAACUAAUAAUGAUGAAGAAGAAGUUGCACCAAAUAAACAAUGGACAAAUGAUCCAAAUCAAUUUUAUGAUAGUGAUGAUUCUUCUGAGGAUGAAUCAUUAGUAAAUAGAAUUGGUAAUAUACCACUUGAAUGGUAUGAUGAUUAUGAUCAUAUUGGUUAUGAUGUUGAUGGUAAUAAAAUUAUGAAAACUGAAUCAAUGAAAGAUUCAAUUGAUAAAUAUUUAGAUCAACAAGAUCCAAACUUUUGGAGAACAGUAUAUGAUAAAGUUAAUGAUAAGAAAGUUGUACUUUCAGAUGAUGAUAUGGCAUUAUUAAAGAGUAUUCAAAAUAAACAUUUCAUACCAGGUUAUGAUCCAUACGCAGAUUGGUAUGAUUCAGGUAACAAUCAUCCAGAUUCAAUUCAUCCAAUGCAUAAUGCACCAGUACCAAAACGUUCAUUCUUUCCAAAUGGUACAGAUGAAGAGAGAGAGAUUCGUCGUUUAACAAAGGCAAUUCGUAUGGGUUGGAUUAAAUUGAAUAAAAAGGGUAAGAAGGGUGAAAAGGAUAAGAAAGAUGGUAACUUUGAUUUAUGGGCUGAUGAAGGUGAAGAAAAAGAGAAAACCAAAGGUAUCAGACGUAUUGCAGCACCAAAACAAAAGCUACCAGGUAAUGUUGAAUCAUUCAAUCCACCAGAAGAGUAUCUCUUGAAUGAGAAUGAACUUAAGGCAUGGCAUUUAAUGGAUCCAAGAGAACGUCCACACAAUUUCAUUCCACAAAAGUAUCAAUCACUUCGUCAAUUACCAAUCUACAAUAAAUUGAUUAAGGAACGUUUCGAACGUUGUCUUGAUCUUUACCUUUGUCCACGUACAACUCGUGUUAAACAAUUCACAAAGGAUCCAACUAAAUUCCUUCCAACACUUCCAAAACCACAAGAUCUCCGUCCAUUCCCAUCCCAUGAGGAAAUUCAAUUCCUUGGUCAUAAAGCUCGUGUUAGAUCCAUUUCAAUCUCACCAAAUGGUCAAUGGUUAGCUAGUGGUUCCGAUGAUUGCACCAUUAAAAUUUGGGAAGUUUCAAGUACACGUUGUCUCUACUCUUUAGAGGUUGAAUCUGAAGUACAAACCGUCGCUUGGAAUCCAAAUCCAAUCUACAAUAUCUUGGCCGUUGGUUAUAGUAAUAAAAUCAUAAUUAUCACUCCACCACUUUUCGGUACUCAAACUGAACAUUCCCCAGAGACUGAAAAAAUUUUAACCAAACCACCAACUGAUUCUUCAACUGAACAACAACAAAAUAAAUCUGUCAAUUGGUAUCAAGUAACUGGUGCUGAUAAAGCAAAACUCCUUGAAAAAGGUGUACGUAUUGAAAUUCAUCAUCCAUUCACUGUAAAGAAUUUAACUUGGCAUUAUAAGGGUGACUACUUUUCAACCACAUCUCCAGAGGAAGGUACUCGUUCAGUUAAAAUCCAUCAUCUCUCUAAAAGAGCAACUCAAUCACCAUUUAGAAAGAGUAAAACUCCAAAUCAAGUCACUCGUUUCCAUCCAAAUAAACCAAUCUUCUUUGUUGCCGAUCAAAAUAUAAUUCGUGUCUAUGAUCUCAUGAAACAAGAAUUAAUCAAAAAGUUAAUCACUGGUUGUAGAUACAUUAGUUCCAUCGAUAUUCAUCCACAAGGUGAUAAUGUCAUCAUGGGUGGCUAUGAUAAAAAGGUUUGUUGGUUUGAUUUGGAUCUUUCUGUACGUCCAUACAAAGUUUUAAAUUAUCAUAAAAUGGCUGUACGUAAAGUUAUCUAUCAUCCAACUUUACCAUUAUUCGCCUCUUGUUCAGAUGAUCUUUCAAUUCAUGUUUUCCAUGGUAUGGUUUAUGAUGAUCUCUUACAAAAUGCUCUCAUCGUUCCACUUAAAAUUCUUAAAACUCAUGAAUCUAUUAAUGAUUUAGGUGUUUUAGAUAUUGUUUUCCAUCCAAAACAACCUUGGAUCUUUUCUUCUGGUGCUGAUUCAACAAUAAGAUUAUAUACUAAUUAA